Larimichthys crocea (large yellow croaker) is the source of this 4249-nucleotide messenger RNA. It is a transcript of the gene skida1, whose product is annotated as SKI/DACH domain containing 1. NCBI's taxonomy places the organism in Eukaryota, Metazoa, Chordata, Actinopteri, Sciaenidae. The transcript has a single exon. The coding region runs from base 736 to 3261 and encodes 841 amino acids. The record is from RefSeq and is a predicted model, not a curated record.
CGAAGUCUGCGGGCACAAUUGUAAACUAUUGUAAUGGGAGGGUGUGGGAGGGGGGUGGGGAUGGAAUAUCCAUUUUUAUUGCAUCACCUGUCAGCGGCGUCCAAUGGGCGUCGACUCUCAGGGCAUUAAUUGAUGAAGGUGUCUCCAGACUGGCGCACCUCCCCUCUCUGUCAUUUUAUUUGUGGCUCAACCAGCAGCCAGAAUAGCAGCUGCAUUUUAGCUCUUAUUCUGUUUCUCUCUGUCUCGGACUCCCUCUCUCUCUCUCUUUCCUCCCUCCCCUCCACCCUCACAACUCCCUCUCCCUCUCUCUCUCUCUCUCUCUCUCCCCCUCUCUCUCUCUCUCUCUCUCUCUCUCUCUUCUCGCUAUUUUAUCCCUCUGGCUGAGGCAGUGGUGUACACCUACCCCUCGUCCUGCUGCCGUCCAGAGGGGAGUGGAGCCGGCAGAGGCAGGUAGCAGCAGCCCCGGCUUGGUGGACGCAUCCGUCGCAUUCCUCCACCAUGCCGGACCCGGGCAAGAGGCGACGAGUGGAUGCUGUCGGCUCAUUCAACCCAUUAGACACCGGCAGCUCCAUUUAACUCCGCAUGUCAAAGUUUGCAUGACGCAGCAGUAGUGUGGAUGGAUUAAAGGUAUGAGCAGGAUGCCUUGUGCUGGCGACCCCAUGCCAUUUACUGGUAAAUCCAUAAGAUACUCAGAGUGACUACAUGGAUUAAUACAUUGGAGCGAAUACAUAAAACAUGGGAGACCUGGAGUGUGGCUUUGAGGAAAUGCAAGGAGUGAGACUGGGAUACCUGCUCAUCAAAGGCAAGCAAAUGUUUGCUUUGUCUCAGGUCUUCACCGACCUGCUGAAGAACAUCCCUCGGACCACGGUGCACAAGCGCAUGGAUCACCUGAAGGUGAAGAAGCACCACUGCGACCUGGAGGAGCUGCGGAAGCUCAAAGCAAUAAACUCUAUAGCUUUCCAUGCCGCUAAAUGCACUCUCAUAUCGCGGGAGGACGUGGAGGCUCUGUAUAUCUCCUGCAAGACGGAGCGGGUGUUGAAGUCCAACAAAAGGAAAGCGAAAGCGGUGUGUUCCCCCGGGGAUGAGGAUGCGUCCCCGGGGCUCCUCAGUGCGGACGCAGAGCUGUGGAAGGAAAAAGUUUGGUUUAGUUUGCACGGUGUCCCGGAGACUCUCACACUUCAUAAUAAAACGGGCAGGAGACGAGAGCUGACUCCUUGCCUUACCGACUCCAAACUACCUCAAUUUUACCACAAAACCCACGGACGGGAACACCGUUCGGUGACUAAGUCCAGUCACAAACACUUUAAAAACUAUGAAACAGCUAAAAUCACAGGGAACCGUGUUACUUUGAGCCAAAGGCACUCGUUUUUCCGGAGCGCGGUGAGCCGGCAGCCGCUGGUGCUUCAGUCCGCCAUAGCUGCUCAGUCCAGGCUCUCGCGCUCAGCCGGCGACCUACUUCACAAAAGGAAGAGGAGGCGCGAGGGGGGCGGCGGCAGGGACAGCGCGAGGCACUCGUGGAGCAGGAGCAGACACGCGCACCACCACGUACCACCAGUGCUGCUAGUCCAACCCAAAUCAUCCAGCAGUCACGGGACGUCUUUUGGUGCUUUCCACCUCGGUCCGGAUUUCUAUCUUGACCCAAGACCUCACCAUCAUCACCACCACCAGCACCACCACCAUCAUCAUCACCACCACCACGAGCCGACUUUCCCAGAGAGUUACAGCAGCGACACCGAGUCCAGCACCUACUCAGACCGAGCUUAUCCGGAUUCAGAUUUUGGGUCCGGUUUCUCUACCACCAGCAACUCUGGCAGCUCGGAGGAGGAAGAGGAGGGCGAGGACGAAGAUGACACGCAGUCAGAGAGUUCAGAGGUCAGCUCAGACGAGGAGGAGAGCUCCUCUCAGUCCGACUCAAGCUCCGUUUCUAGCCGUGUUUCGGUCCAGAGCAUUCGGUUCAGACGGGCCCGGGUCGGUUCUCUCCCCAAAACUCUCAACACUAGUAAAGCACCUUUGGUCCUGCAGCCCACGUUUCACUACAACAACCAGCAAGAGAGACAACACAGGACACUGGGCCAUGUUUCCUCUUCUCAGACAGCGGACAGCAGACAGGAGAAACGUCAAAAAUGUGAAUUUAUAUGCAGUGAGAGUAGAAAGGACCUGGGACCUGCACAGACACCAAAAUUUAACUCUGUGGUGGAGAGCUUUUUCACUGAGUCCAAAAGGGAAAGGGCGUUUGAGGCUGAUCCAAACAGGGCUGACCCUGUGGGCGAACCGGACCCUUAUUCACCAGGACCCAACCGGAAUAAGGCCUCUCACUCCUCACGCAGGACACCGGGUCAUUCCACUAAGUGCGCAACGGGACUGAGCGCGCAGUGUGACUACGACGCGCUCCCCAAAUGUGCCGACAGAAGGGAGGCUAAAGCCGCCAGCCUGAAACUGCCCACCCCACUGAAAAAAAUAAAGACCGAGGCGGAGGAGUCCUCUGUGACCGCCGCUGCCCUCCACUCGGACAGCGGCAGGACAGCCAGGACGCCGCCCUUCAACCUCCACAAUGUGAAAGUUAAAGUGGAGGAAAGCUGUGAUGAAUAUGAAUACCAGAGCCAGGCCACUGUACUCAAAUGUAAAGGAGAUAAGGCAGAGAGCAGCAAUGGCCAAUAUCCCAGCGGAGCCAUCAAACAAGGGGACUUUUUCAGCAGCGGGAUUAAAGCCACAGAGAAGAGCCCUGAUGGGGUCCCCAGGUCCCCCUGUGGUCCUCAGGAAUGCUGGAGCACCCAGGACACCCCGUGUAUUGACGAGGGGGAGCACAGGAACAAAAACUGCAGGGCUCCGGUGCUGGGGAAUAAGAAACCACGAGUUUCCAGGUCUCAAACAAAACAAAACGUGCCCCGGGUCAACAAGGCUGCCUCUUCCUCCUCCUCCUCCUCCUCCACCUCUUCUUCUUCUUCUUCUUCGUCUUCUUCUUCUGCUUCUUCUCGUCCCGCGGGUUGCGAGGAUGUAUCCACGGAGGAUUUACCGAGCAGACGCAAACGCAGCAACGCGAUCACUGUAGCAUCGCCUGCAAAAAUGCCUUUCAGCCUGAUGGCAAAUUUCCCAUCCCCGCCGUCGCUGGUUGUUGGCAGCGACGGGGAUUUGUGCCCUGCUUACUCCCUGAACUCGCUGAGGGGCCCCGGGCCUCCCCCUCCGUCCCACCCCGUGUGGAAGUGGCAGCCAGGCGGCCAGAUUCUCCCUCCCCCACCCGCUCAGAGAACUAGGAAAUACUGAGCUGGGGUUUUUUUUAAAGCAAAAAAAAAAAGAAAGAAAGAAAGAAAGAAAGAAAGAAAGAAAGAAAGAAAGAAAGAAAACAAAAGCCCCUACAUCGUGUCCUUCUCCGACAUAAUCGCUGCCCAAGUCUUAACGUGAGCUCACCAAAUUGCUCGCAACUUUAUCGCUGUUUGAUAUUAAAUUUCCUUCCCCCACCUCUUUUUUUUCUGUGAAUGGGUUCACAUUCCGCUUUGUUUUGAAGUUUGAUCGAGGAAAACCCGUAAGAUCCCCCUUUAUGGAGCCUCAGAAAACGCCCACAGGACUGUGAGACACCGCUCGUGGAUUUAUGCUUAAAAACUUGUUAUAAAUAAGCUAUCAGUCCUAAGCAAUAGGCCCGUGUUAAGUUCUCAAUAUUGUGUUUACUUGACUUUAUUUUCUGAUUAGUUUUCUCGCUUUUCUAUGCUUGACCUGUUGGAUUGUAUGGUGCCAGGGUUUCAGUGGUUUGUGCUUUGUCUGAAAGAGGAAAGGGGUUAAAAAAAAAAAAAAAAAGCCCACAGCUACUCUUAAUCUAUCUGGCGCUGAGAGCAAGUCUGACUUUGUAAAUCACAAAAAAAAAAAAAAAAAAAAGGGUUUCAGGGUUUCCCCAUUCUGUGCCACUUGGUAUAUUUUAUAUAUCAAAGCUGUGUUUUCUUUCUGUCAUCCUGGCUGGCCACAAUGGUCCAUGUGUCCAAGCGUCCAAUUUCAGAGAAUUAUUCAAAACUGGGUUUAUUAAUGUCUGCCUAUACAUACUCAUGGUUAAGCCUUUUAUUAGAUUUGACAGGAAUUUAUUCCUGGUGGUUGUGGGUUUUUUCUUUUUUUUUCUUUCUGGACUCCUUGUGAUCUAGUUUUUCAGUCUUGUUUUUAUUCCUGCGGAGUAUUUCCUGGUUUGCAAAUGUGUGAGCGUGCACAGACGCAGGCCCCCAGACACAACACAGGCCUUAUGUACAGACAAUCAAAAAAAAAAAAAAGA